ACUGAUGAGAGAGAAAACAAGAGGAGAGAGGGCCAAAACGCUUCAGACUAAAAAGAAGAUUUACAACAAAAAUUCCUCUUUCUUCCACGCAAUCCAAACCCCUCUUCUCUCUCUAUUAUUCUCUUUUCUUCUCCCUUCAAUCCAUUUUCCCCUGUUUCGACUUCUCAUAAUUAACUCAUACCCGUCUCUUCUCAUCGCUGAAUUUCCUUCUCUUUGUUUUGUGGCCUUUUGGGGUCAAUUCCUUUACUGGGUAUCUGCAGGACUCAACAAAGUUCUACACUCUUUCAGGGUCUCUCUUCGCAUAAUCGCCCCUAACUUUUUGUGGGUUGCUGCACAAUGCAUUAAUUAUUCAAUCACUUUGGGGAAUGGACUGGCUGUAUUUGUUGACUGUCAGUGUGUGUGAAUGAUGUUCAGUGGGCAAAGGGGUGCUAAUGCGCUUAACAUAUUUAAAUGGAAACUGGGCGGUGAAUCAUCUUUGACGACAGGAUUGCUUAAUGAUGUGCCCCCUGAAAUUGAAUUAUCUGAUUACCAAAGAGCCCCAAGUCCUGGUAGUGAAAGCCCAUCCGGGCUUCUUAAUGGUGAAAGCUUGAAUGUGGAACCAAUUACUGAUUUGGACCUGUUCUUUGAGAGGCUUUAUAGCUACUAUUGUGAGAAAGGGCUUUGGUGCAUUAUAAUAAAGUGGAUAGUUGAGCUCUUGAGCCUAGCUUUUACCAUAUGUUUCUCAGGAUUUUUCUUAUUGUAUGUUGAUUGGAAUGGUCUUCGCAAUGCAAAGUGUGGGAUGGAUGCAGUUGAAUCUGGUAUUAAACCCUGUGAUCUGUCUAAGGAAGCUCUUCAUCAGCAUCCGUUAACUCCUUUUUCGCUCUCCAAAGCUAUUAUUGUUGGGUAUUUGGGUAUAUUUUCCAUCUAUUGGAUCUUCUGUUUUUUAAGGUUUUUUGCACAAUUAAGGGACAUUCUAAACAUCCGUCAGUUCUAUUACAACAGCCUCCAUGUGACAGACAAUGAAAUAAAAACCAUGCCAUGGGCAUCAAUUCUUGAAAAGGUUGUUCAUUUGCAAGUUUCACAACAAUUGUGUGUGGUCAAGGAUCUUUCAGCUCAUGAUGUGGUGAUGCGAUUGAUGCGGAAGGAGAAUUACUUGAUUGGAAUGCUCAACAAAGGGGUGCUUGCUUUUCCAAUCUAUCAGUGGGUCCCAGGUGCUGGUCCAGCUGUCAAGAAUGGCCCGAAUGGUACUCGUAAUUGUCUAAUAUUAACAAAGACUCUUGAAUGGACCUUAAGUUGGUGCAUACUGCAGAGCAUGUUUGACAGAAACUUUUGUGUUCGAAGGGACUUCGUUUCUAAUCCUAAAACCUUAAAGAAAAGGCUUAUGGUAGUUGGCCUUGCUAUGCUGCUUCUUUCUCCGUUUCUUGUCAUAUUCAUGCUGGUAUAUCUCUUCCUGAGACAUGCUGAACAAUUCUAUAAUCAUCCAAGCACAGCAUCAUCUCGAAGAUGGUCAAAUCUCUCGAAGUGGAUAUUUAGAGAAUUUAACGAGGUUGACCAUUUGUUCAAGCACCGGAUCAAUAGCAGCAUAGCUCAUGCUUCUGAUUAUCUAAAGCAGUUCCCCUCACCUAUUAUAUCUAUCAUUGCAAAGUUCAUCUCUUUUGUUUUUGGUGGCUUUGCUGCUAUUCUGAUCAUUAUAGCUUUUCUGGAGGAAUCUCUGCUGGAAGGCCAUAUAUUUGGUCGCAACUUGUUUUGGUAUGCUGCUGUUUUCGGAACUAUAACAGCUAUUAGUCGGGCUGCAGUGACCGAUGAACUUUUGGUUCUUGAUCCGCAAGGGACUAUGUCUCUGGUUGUCCAGCACACACACUACAUGCCAAAGAGGUGGCGUGGAAAAGAAAAUACUGAGAUUGUCCGGAUUGAGUUCGAAACUCUAUUUCAGUACACUGGAAUGAUGCUUCUGGAGGAGAUGGCUUCAAUUUUUCUCACUCCGUACUUACUCAUAUUUGUUGUCCCAAAGCGGGUGGAUGACAUUUUGCAGUUCAUUGCGGAUUUCACUGUGCAUGUUGAAGGUGUUGGUCAUGUUUGCAGCUUUAGUGUCUUUGAUUUUCAAAACCAUGGCAAUAGCAAGUACUGUUCAGCAUACAAUUCAACUCGUGCCGAGAGGAGUUCCCAGGGGAAAAUGGAGAAAUCAUUCUUGAGUUUUCAAAAUAGCUACCCUUCAUGGGUUCCAAAUGCUCAGGGAAAGCAAUUCCUUGCGGCUCUUAGAAAUUUCAGGGACCAAAAGUUGCAAAUGCAGGGAACAAGGCCGUCAUAUUCGCCCUCUAGAGUGCAGCAACAGUCCCCAUCCCCAUAUUUGAGGGGCCAAGGUGACAGAACCAGUUUCUUCUCAAGGGAAAUGCGCCACAAUAUUCCAGAAACCGACUGUGAAUUAGGUUCCAUGUGGCCAAUCAAUACUGAUCAGAGGAAUUAUCCUUAUAUUCUUGACUGGUAUUAUACUGCUCAACCUCACCAUUUAAGUAAUAAUUCAGGAGAUGUUCCAGCAGGACCUUUUGACGCUGACGAGGAAGGCCCAAAAGACUUUUGGACGCCAUCCCACUUGGCACGAAAUGAAGCAAGAUAUGAAGAUAGCUGGGGAGGCCUUUUUGAGAACCGAUCAGAGAGUCAUCUGGAAGCUUCUACAUCAGCUCCUUUGUUCCGGGAAAGCGUUCUACAUCAUCAUGACUCGCAUGAUGUGCCUCACUCUUCCAGGAGCCAUUGGUGGGCUAGAAGUAAUCCACAUGGUGUAGACCCCCAGACAAGUUUUCUUGAGCCUCCAAAUUUCAACCACACAACCUCUGAUAACUACAAUGACAAUAUAUCCAAUAGAAGUUUGGAGGAAGAAGAACAGCACUUGGACUGGAGGAGCUCUAACAGGUUAUCCCGGACCUACUACAUGGAUGAUUUAGAUGGAGGAGAAUUUAAUCUUCCCUUUGAUGAUAUUUAUAGUAGACCUUCGGAAAGCCCCACGAAUCCAGAUCCUGCAAACUUAGUGUGAUCAAUUGAGUUUUCAGGUAUUUGAAACGUGUAUCGGUUUCCAAUAGUAUGGACUUUGAUCUUCAUCCUUAACUUAAGAAGGAAGCUCUAUAUUAUUCUUUGUUGUAUAUAAUUCUUUAGAAGGUUAGAUUCUGAACAUGCAUCCACUUGAUUUAGAAGAAGGUGGCCAGUUGUUUCAAAGUGUCACCUUAAGCCCACCAAAAAUGUAAAGAUGGGACCAAAUCAGUUAUUGAUCAUUUCAAUUUUUAUUUGAACAAAGAUAUUACUUCUAA
Molecule: messenger RNA, 3278 nt
Organism: Cornus florida
Lineage: Eukaryota; Viridiplantae; Streptophyta; Magnoliopsida; Cornales; Cornaceae
Product: autophagy-related protein 9
Exons: 10
Coding region: 404-3007 (867 amino acids)
Biological process (GO): autophagy of mitochondrion; protein localization to phagophore assembly site
Cellular component (GO): phagophore assembly site; autophagosome
Source: RefSeq, a predicted model, not a curated record